Molecule: messenger RNA, 363 nt
Organism: Theileria equi strain WA
Lineage: Eukaryota; Apicomplexa; Aconoidasida; Piroplasmida; Theileriidae
Exons: 3
Coding region: 1-363 (120 amino acids)
Biological process (GO): proteasome assembly
Source: RefSeq, a predicted model, not a curated record
AUGGAAGUAGAGACCAGGAACCUAACGGUGUCUGAUAUUUAUCUCAAACUUGUCGCGAUAAAGUUUGCCAAAGGCAUUUAUUUCUGGGUAGGAGAUGAGAACCUAUCGUAUAAUGACCUACAAUGUGCUUUUCCUCUGAAGAAUAUAAAGGAUGAAGAUUCUACUGGGACCACGCUGAUCGGUGAACUGGAUUCAUUAUCAUUAGACAUCUCCAAGGCUCUAGCAAAGAGAUAUGGAAUGCCUAUCUUUAUGAGCAUAAAUGUACAAGAUUCUGAUUAUCUCAUCCUCAAGGAACUACAGGAGAAACUAUUCAAAACAAUUUUUGAGUUGUUUCCACUUAAUAAGGACCCUCAUACAAACUGA